GUACCGUUGCUAAGGUUUCGGCUUUGAAGCUUCUCCGGACGAAGUUUGCUCGAGUUUUCGGCACCCAGAAGGUUUAUCGCACAGACAGAGAUAGAAAGCGAGGCUCCCGUCAUUAUGACCAUCAGUGAGAGCUCAGCCAAAGCUCCCGCCAUGGAGACGUUGUUUUCCUUGGAGUUGUUAGUGGAUUAUGUGCGAUUUGAGCCUGGGCCUUGGACAACAGGAUCCGGACCUUUGUUGGCGGUGGCCUUCAGGCUGUUAGACUUUCCAACUUUACUUGUCCAUCAAAUUGAACCGGAGCGAGCGGAAUGUAUACGGCGGAGCUGGGCGUCCGACAAGGAGAAGGCGAUUCCUGAACGACCGUCAAAUGGCUCUGACAUCCCGUUCAGCAAAGGGAAAUCCUGCUUGUUCAAGAUCAGCCUGGCGUCCCUGCACAGCCAUUUGAGCAAUACACCUUUGUACGCCAUGCUGCUGGACGUCUUCCCUCGGGUACCCAAGUUCCUUGGCAGUUGCCUGAUUUCUCUGGCCGAUGCGGUGGAUCAAAUCAGGCGGGAAGUUGCGGAGCGCGGUAUUACAAUGCCUUCCAUGCAUGGGAGUAAGGGUCUGCACGCUUUGUAUAAUCUCAUGGGCAGAAAGAUCGGCCACAUUUCGGUGGCAUAUAGACUCUUGAGUUUGGGGGCGGCUUUACUGCCGCAUGGUCGAGAGAACCUGACUGUCGGAAUGCUAGAUGUCAAAAAACUCCCGCUCAAACCCGUGGAAGCGCCAGUUUUGCCCGAUGAGCCAGGUGUGACAGAGCAGGUUAAUAAAAAGAGCGAGGAGUUUACACCUCAAGAUACCGCGAAAACAUUAUUUCGUUCCGCAAAAUGUCCCGACCCGGAAGCGGGUAACCAGAUUCUCGACCAGAAAGUCCAAAUAAGCGAUAGUGAAGUACCUGUUGUCACCUCCAUGCCAAAGGAGGAAAAACGUAAACCGAACAAACCGACUAAAGGGGAACACGUGGAACACCAGAUGGAACAGCGCAGAUUAGAAACUGAACGAAGUGUAGAUUUAGGUGUAGACAACGUUUUUUGUCCACCUCCAAUGUAUUAUACACGGUCAACGAAUGAAUCCAAAGAAAAAAAAGCUGAAGUACGCAGAGUAGUGGAACCCGAUAUAAUGUCUGCCCCACCGGAGCAACGAGAUACGGAUGAAGACGGUGAAUCGUUCGAAAUUAGCCAGAAUUUAAAUUAUUCUAGGCUGCCUGCAAGUCAGUCGAAAAUGACAUCCAGGUUAAAGCCACAAGUACACGAUACAAUGCCACAACUUGAUCCAUGUAAUAAUAUCAGUCAGUUACCUUUACUAAAUGCGCUUCUGAUAGAACUUUCUUUGCUACAUGAUCAAGUUCCGCAGCGAAUUCCUCUUACCAUUCACCCUAAACUUGCUUGGCUUUACAGUGGUUUAGAGAAUGAUUCGCCCAAAUUUCAUAAACCAACUAGUACAACAGCAUCAGAGCAUCUUAAAUCCACCAGUUCAAAUUUAAAGAACCAGAAAGAGAAGUUUCAAAAGCACCCAAUAUCUCUAAAACACUUUGAUAAAGAAAAUGCUACAAAACAAACUAUUACAAAGAAUGACUCUAAACAUCCAAAAAGAAAGCUGAUGUAUGGAUUAACACAUACAUUGCGAUUAAGAUUACAGCAGACAAACCCACAUAUGCUGAUAUUGCAUGAACGAAGGGAGCUGUCAAGAAAAAAACAACUGAAAGAGAGAAAGACUGCGGCAACAUACUGUAAAGGCAAAGAAGGAAGUGCUCCAUCAAAAUUUCUUCAAGAAGAUCAUCACCUCUCUGGAGCUUUUUCUUUCCAAAGUGGCUGUUUUGAAGAAAACGUUGAAACAUUAAUUGAAAAUAGUGUUGAACUUGAUUCCCUCCAUUCUUCAAAAGUUCUAGGAAAUAGAAAAACUAAAAGCACAAAUAAUUUUGGAGAAAUCUCCAAACUGGAAAGUGUCACUACUAAAGAACAGAUGUGUGUUCGAACUCUGGGCCCAACUUCAAAAGUGUCAAACUUUCAGAUGUUGGAUAAGGCAACAAAUGACAGGAUAUUUUUUGGAAAAGAUGUAAAGAUCAAUUUACCCAAAAUUUUCAAUCUGGAUUCUGACCAUAGUGUCAGUGAGUCAUUUAACAGAGCAGAGAAUGUGUUGCAGACUUCAGAAAUUUAUCCUGGCUCUAUAAUUGAUUCCACAAAAGCAGAAGACAGCAAUGCACCGAUUUCCUCUAGUAGCUAUAAUGACAGUGCUGACCCCAAGUAUUCUGAGGACUUCACAAGUCCUGAAGCAACAGGAUUCUCGGAAGAUUUUACCAGUCCUGAACCUACAAGCAAAUGUACAGAUAAUUUGGAUAGUAGUAUUGAGGCAACAUCCACUAAGGUGAAACAUAUGUAUUUUAACAAUGCGUCAGAAUCUAACCUUUCCAAACAUUUCAACAAUGGAACAGCUCAAAGUGAGAGGGAAGAUGAUUCAGUUCUUCUACCUAUACCAUCCCAGCAAUCUCCAAUUCGAUCUUUAAAAGCAAUAUCCAAUGUAAAAAGUCACCAUCAGAAAGUGGCAACCUCUAAUGUAUCCAAUGAUGCUACCAGCUCAACAGAGGUAAAUCAAAUUAGAAACACAUUGAACCUGACAAACAAAGAAGAAAAUAAGAAACAGCUUGAGUCAACUCUCCUUCAGGGAGAUAUCAGUGCAGUUAGCAUAGAGCUCCCCAAGCUUUCAAGUUCAACAAUUGGAUGCAAGGCUUUAGAGGACAGCCAGUCUUUGGGGACAUCCCAAAUGAGUUCCUACAUAACAUUCAGUGUGUCUGACCUUCCCUGUGGUGAACUUGAAAUUAACACAACAGAUAUUCAAAAAGGUGUGAGUGAAUUGGAUGCUACAGGAAUGGCCAAUGAGUGCAGGCAUAUUUCUGAACUAAUAACCAACAAACUUCCUGGAUAUACUUUAUGAUGCCAUUACUAAAGUUACUUUGUUAUUGUGUUUGGCAUCCUUAGACUGCGUAUUAGUUAAUUACAUUUCUCUUGACCCAUAAGUAAAUUUUAUCUGCCACUAUGCUAUUUAUAAUGCAUGUGACAAUCUAUAUGCAUAAAUGAGGUAUGCAGUUUUAGACCUCUUCCUGAACAUGUUCUACUUCUUGUCCUUUUAAACAGUAAGGAAUACCUUCCUCCUUCAAUCUCCUUCCUUCGUUGUCCAAUUCACUUGCUUUCCUUCUUCAUUUUCUACCUAUUUAACUGUGGCUUGAGCUCUACAAAUCUCUACCAAUGGCUUCUUUUUACAGCACUAGAGAGACAUCUUUAACCCACAAUUCUUUCCUUUCUGUCCAUGUUGUCUUUUAAAAGCAUCAUAUGUUAGGUCAGGCUGUAUAUGUAAUAAAAAUAGAAAAUGCUAGAAAUAUUCAGGUUAGACAGCUGGUGAAAAGUUGGCCCUCUAUUUCUUGAGACAGUUGCCUGACCUGCUGAUUAUUUUCAGCAUUUUCUAUUUUUAUUUUAGAUUUCUAUCAGUAUUUUGCUUGACAACAUCCAACUUGGAGCUUCUGACACCUCCACACAAUCCUUCCACUGGGUAUUUUGGAAGACUGCUUAUCUGAGAAGGGAUACAUUGUACAUCUUCUCCAGCUAAAUAUUAGGAAGAAGGAAACCACUGUCUUUGUAACAGAGGAAGGAACUACUGGCUAUGGAACGUGUGUAACAAAGGCUUAGUGGACUAAAUCCUGGAUGGCAGAACUGACAUGUGAAGAGAGACUGGAUUAGUCAGAACUAUAUUCACUGGAUUUUAGAAGAACGAGGGGGUCUCAUAGGACCCUAUAAAAUUCCAACCGACUAGACAAGGUAAAUGCAGGAAGGAUGUUCCUUAUGACAGGGGAGUCCAGAACCUGGGGUCACAAGCUAAAGAUAUAGGGUAGGUCAUUGAGGACUGAGAUAAGGAGAAAUGCCUUCACCCAGAGAUUGGUGAGCCCGUGGAAUUCUUUGCCAAAGAAAGCAGCUGAGGAUAAAACAUGGAAUGUUUUCAAAGAGGAGUUAGAUAUAGUUCUUAGGGCUAAAGUUGGAUGAUCAAUAAUGAUCAUGUUGAAUGGUGGAAAGGACUUGAAGAGCUAAAUGAUCCACUCAUGCUCCUAUUUUCCACAUCUCUAAGAGUAAGCUUUUGGGGAAACUGCACCAGGUUUACUCCCUUUAGCCCAAGAAAAGUGCCAUUGCAUCAGUAAAAAGAAUGAGUAUAUUUCCACAGGGUGAGAAAAGCAAGCCUGAAGUGAUACUGGGGGAUACUAGGGCCAACCAAACUAUAAUGCUUGGAAUGGGUACGAUCUUCCCACCAGAGAAUGCGAUAAGUGUGAAGGUGCUGGUAACAGGGUCCAAAUCCACCCUUCACCAGGUUAACCAGGAUUGUGACCUAGUGCUGGGACCAGUGACCUUGGGAGUUGUACCUUGUCUGGGGACAAGAUUCUCCUGCUAUUUGGCAAUGACCUUGAAGGAGCAAAGAUAACAUUAUCCCCAGUGGUCUCUGAGAAAGUCACUGAGGUCAGAGAGACUGAACUGCUGUGGGAGAAAAUGCCUAACAUUUUUCCCUAUUUUGUGAUCAUAUAGUCCAUGGGCAGACGAGCUUAGCCAGUGGAAGCUAAGCUGGCGCUGCAAGCAGAAGACCCUCUGGUUCUGGUUAUCCUAAAUGAAUCUAGAAGAUGCCAAUGACAUCAUAAAUCAAAACUGCUGGCAAAACUCAGCAGUAAUGGCAGCAUCUGUUGGAAGAAAGCAGGGUUAACAUUUCAAGUCCAAUGAUUCUUCAUCAUCAGAACACAGGUGAUUUGGUAAGGGAAAAAAAUAUUCACCUGUGUGGAAGAGCACAUCUGGAUAUAAAAGCAAGUAGAAGAGAAGGAGGAGGUCUACAUGCUAGACCAUAUAGUAGAGUUGCAAGAGUGACUCUUCCGAACCUGUGAAGUUGCCUGAGAACACCUGAAAAUCUUCCAGUGAUGAAAUCAAAGGCAGGCAAACAUGCCAGGGUCCAAAUUUUUCAGCUAGGAGACUUUGUGUUAAUGCUGCUACCAACCCUUAAAGUGAACCCUUAAAGGCAUGAAUCUGCAGUCUGUUGUGAAAGCCUAAAAGCUUGAGAAGUGAACUAAGUGAUUGAGAACACAAAUCAGGGAAGAAAGGAAAGGCUCUUUCAGGUCAGGCAUUCCUGUCGCUAGGUCAAAAUCUUGGAAAUCCUUCCUUAAUGGCAUUGUGGGUCCACCUGAGAACAUGGGCUGCAGCAGUUCAAGAAGGCAGCUCACCACCACCAUCUCAAGGGCAAAUAGAGAAGGGCAAUAAACACUGGUCCAGCCACAUCCUACAAGCGGUUAACCAAAAAGCAGGCAAUGGUCAGCCCCAUUUAAUUGACCAAGAGGACGAAGGCAACAGCAAGCAUGAAUUGGAGGGAGACGCAAGUGAGGUCCACAUGAACCCUUUACUGCCUAUCCACCCAAUAAUGAAAUACUAGCAAACGUAGAUUCCUUAUUUGCUUACUCAAGCACACAACAGGAAGCAUACUUAAUGAGACUGCUCUUUGCAUUUAAAGGCAUACUCAUAGAGAGAAGGCAGGCUACACCACCAUACCUCUACAUGAUUUGGAUGUAGGAGAGGCCCUUCCCAUAAGGGAACAUCCCUGUCAACUUGACCCAGAAAAGCUAAUCCAUUUUAAGGAAGUACAAACCACUGGAGCACCAACUAACAGAGUCGAGCAGUAGCUGGAGAUCCCCAGUUGAGCUUGUAUUCAAGAUGCAGAACUCCACAAGGAUCUGAAUUGACUCCAGACAAGAUAAUGCAGUGACCAGAGCUGACUCCUACCCAGUACCCUGGCUGGAUGAUUGCAUAGAAAGCUACCUACAUUAAGAAGAGGGAUUUAUUCAAGGGGUACUGACAAGUUUCCUUGCCUUCCUGCAUGAAGGAAAUAUGUGCCUUUGUAACUCCAGGUGGUUGAUAAUUAAAUUAUUAAAUCCUGCCAUUUGGACUUCAAAAUGCUCCUGCCACCUUUCAAAGGCUGAUGCCAGAAAGUGGCAAGGUUAUCUAAUUGUGUGGUGUACUUAUGAUAACCACCUAGUGUGCAGUGACACUCGAGAUACACAUUUAGUAACUGGAAGCUGUCUUCCAGAAAAUACAGUUAGCUGAUCUACUAGUCAAAUUCACAGAGAGUGAGUUUUCUGAGGCUCAAAUGAUCUAUCUAGGGUUGUAAAGGUAGAAGCAACAGAACAGUUUCAAACUCCCACAGUCAAACAGGAAACCACGAUGUUCUUAGGGAUGAAAUAAAAAGGUGUAGAGCUGGAUGAACACAGCAGGCCAAGCAGUAUCAGAGGAGCAGGAAAGCUGACGUUUCGGGCCUAGACCCUUCAGCUUAGGGAUGUAUGAGUUCGACUGAAAGUUCAAUCCAAAUUCAGUGCAACAACUGUGCUACUGAUAGACCUACAGGAAAAAUAAGGCAGUAUGGACUGAGAAUUACCAAACUACUCUUGAAAAGCUGAAAACCAUUUUUACAAGUGAGCCUGUUCUUGCAGUUCUAAAUGUUAAACAGGUAUUUAAGGUGGCCACGAAUGCGAGGGACAUCAGGGACAAGGCUGUUCUUCUUCAGAAAGCUGAAUCAGAAUUGGACACCAACUGGGCACUUUUCCACAAAGCUAAGCAAACAUCAGUAGAGAGGAAAACCCUCGGUUUAUUAUUGGCUUUCAAACACUGAAAUAUGUGUUCAAAAUGAGUACACAGAAACACCAGUCUGUACUGACCGCAACUCAUUACUUUUCUGAAAAACAUAAGACCCAGAAUGCCAGAUUAUUCCAUUAAAGCUUGUUUCUUCAACUGUACCACUUAAAAAAAAUCACCCAUGUUACUGGGAAAUUGAAUGUGAUUUACCCUGUCCAGAACUUAGAGAGGCCUGGUUAUAAUCAAAAAACUAAUUGACCAAGUCUAGAGGAAUUUAUCUAUGUGUGAGUAUAUUUGUUGUUUCAUUUUUUUAAAUAUCGCACUCCUUUGUAAUUAAAUAAGAAUGGAUCUCA
Messenger RNA from Rhincodon typus (whale shark), 7027 nucleotides. It is a transcript of the gene map10, whose product is annotated as microtubule associated protein 10. NCBI's taxonomy places the organism in Eukaryota, Metazoa, Chordata, Chondrichthyes, Orectolobiformes, Rhincodontidae. Gene Ontology annotation, molecular function: microtubule binding. The record is from RefSeq and is a predicted model, not a curated record. Gene Ontology annotation, cellular component: mitotic spindle midzone; centrosome; cytoplasmic microtubule. Gene Ontology annotation, biological process: mitotic spindle midzone assembly; cytoplasmic microtubule organization; positive regulation of cytokinesis. The transcript has a single exon. The coding region runs from base 115 to 2964 and encodes 949 amino acids.